CUCCUUUAGGACCUGCGAUCUUCCUGCUUCGCCGCCAGCCAUGCAACAGACCGGCUCCCUAUUUCCCACUCCGUUCGGCGAGGGCUCCUCUGCGGGCCGCUACUACACGGCCCCCGCGCGGAUCUCCGGCCGCUCCAAGCGCGAGCCUUGCGACGGGCCACACGCCGCUCCGGCGCUUCUCGGCGAGGGGCAGCCGGGUAUGUGGCCAAGGGUGCGCAAGCAGCGGACGCCGGACGGAGCGAUGGACAUCUGGGAGCUCAGCGAGCGCUGCGCCGCCACCGCUCCGCCGCCGUUCGAAGGCGCUCUGGAUGAGGGCGCCAAUCCGGCCAAGGGCGACGAGGACGCCGCCGACACCCUCGCGGAGCUCGGCGAUGGCUUCAAGCGGAUCUCGAUCCCCGACCCGGCGGAUGCGGCGGCCCUGGCGCCGAAGCCCGACACCGAGCCCCCUUCGCCGUGCGCCGCCUCCGUCGCCAGCAACAGCUCUCGCCUCUCCGACAUCCGGCUCUCGCAGCUCGAGGCGCUAGUCGCAGAGGAGGCGGCGGCGAAGGCGGCGGCGCAGGCGCACUUCGAGGCGGAGGAGGCGCUGCAGCAGCUCCACGCGUCCGGGCAGGUCGCCGACGAGAUGUUCUACGGCCUGAUCGGCCAGGCCAGCCGGCCGGCCAUGCACUUUGCGGAGCCGGCGGCGCACGCGAUGCACAUGCACAUCCCUCCCGCGGUGCCGCAGCGGUCCCUCGCGGCGGCGGUCACCGUGCCGAAUCUGCUCCCUCCCGCCCGCUCGCCACACGGCCGGCCGAGCGCCACGGCGGUCGAGAUGGAGCUCGGCGGCCGGCGGGGCAAGGAGGUGGAGCGGAAGGAGUGGCUGGCUUCCGAGGAUCAGAUUAUCCGCGACGGAGUGCAGCGCCUCGGCUGCCGCUGGCGGCGCAUAGCGGAGCGGCUUCCGGGCCGGUCGGACGACGCGGUGCGGAACCGGUGGACCCGGCUAAAGGAGAUGGAGCGCAAGGGCCCCGACGCGUGGGACGCGGCCCCCGACGAGUUCAGCGAGUCGAGGGGGGGCGUUGCGGGGCCGGCCCCCCCCUUGACCUCUUCCGACGGGCAGCGGGAGGAGGAGGGGGCAGCCAAACCCGAGCGCGUGAGCUGGACGACGGAGGAGGACCCAAUUGUCGUCAACUCGGUAAAGGCGCACGGGCACAAGUGGAGCCAGAUCUCCCAGUCGUUGCCGGGCCGGACUGACCACGCCAUCCGCAACCGGUGGCAGCGGCUACUCAAACUCGAGAACCAGGCGCGAAAUGGCCACGCCGCAAAGACGAAGCGCUUCCCCUCCGCCGACCACCCGCUGCAGAGGGGCCACUUCCACCCGCGCUUCCCGCAGCUGCCGUCGCAGCUACCGCCGCAGCUGCCGCCCCCGCAGCUCCAGCUGCCCACGUCGGGAAGGCCGGUGCCGGGCCCGCUCUUCACGGGCGCCGAGGAUGCACGCGACGGCAGCUACGAGCUGCCUUGAGCCCGCGACUCGUGGUGUUCACGCGUCCGACGCCUCGCUCCUCCGCCUCCCCGCUCUCGCUCCUCGCGCGCGCUCUCUCUCCACGGACCAGUGCCAGUGGUCCGUGCGCACUCUGAAGCCCUCCCAGUCGUCCUCCCCCCGUCUCUCUCGUCUGUUUGGCGUGUCUAUUGCCCCUCUCUCCGCGUCUGCGGGCCGGCGCGUCCGCGCGGUCCACGUUCUCUACGUCCCCCUCUUCGCGUCUCCCCGUCGUCUCGACCACUCCAUCCCCGCCGUCCACCUGGGGCACCCCCGGGCGGCCUCAGUCUCGGGCCGCGCGCCGCUCUCUCCUCUCUCGCUUGAGCGCCGCUUUGGUUUUCUCUUUCCCCCCGACGAGAUGCAUUGCGUGCGGUUGUGUGUUCAUACGACGGUUACAGAGUAGUACAUGAGCUGUUGAGCUCACCCGUGCCAGAAGAGUAACACAGCAAGGAAGUGUACUGUACACCCGGCAGACAGACGAGAGACAUAUAACGUUGGGUGUUCUCGGCGCUGCUCUUCUUCUCUCUCUUCCCCUCUCGCUGUGUCACGAAGCGACCACCGAUUUCUCGCCCGCUGUGACCCGGCGAGCGUAGCCCCUGCUCGCGAGCGCCGGCUCUGCGAGCAGGCUCUGGCGCCAAGCCUCGCCACAGCCAACCUUCUCGAGAAAGCUGUCGAUGGCCCCAUACUUUGAGCGGACCCAACCGAGCGUGUCCUCCAUCGCGGCUGGAGGCGAGCCGCGCAAUGCGGACCAAUCGACGCCAGCGCUGUGCUGCUGCUGCCUGCUGCUGCUCUGCAAUACUGACUGCUGCGCGGCCGCGCCGCCGCCGCCGCCGCCGCCGCCGCCGCCGCCGCCUUCGCCGAGCAGGACCUCCGACAGCGCAUACUCUUCGACUAUCUUUUCCGGUGCGUCGCCCACUGCGUGCUGCAAAAGCGCCGCGAGCACGCCGGUCCGGUCCUUGCCGCGCGCGCAGUGGAUAAGCACGUUGCCGGAUCGCCGGUCGGCGGCGAUGGACAGCGCCUGCUGCCACACCGCGGGCGGCGCACUCGCGAUCAUCGACGUGUACAGGAGUUGCUGCUUGCCUUGCGAGAGGGCGUCGUACACGAGUCGGUCGUGCCGGCGCAUGUCCACCGUGCGGUAGAGCGCGGC
This is a messenger RNA of Emiliania huxleyi CCMP1516, 2660 nucleotides long. RefSeq lists its product as hypothetical. The transcript is spliced from 2 exons. Lineage: Eukaryota; Haptophyta; Isochrysidales; Noelaerhabdaceae. Gene Ontology annotation, cellular component: nucleus. Gene Ontology annotation, molecular function: DNA-binding transcription factor activity, RNA polymerase II-specific; RNA polymerase II cis-regulatory region sequence-specific DNA binding. The record is from RefSeq and is a predicted model, not a curated record. Gene Ontology annotation, biological process: regulation of DNA-templated transcription. The coding region runs from base 812 to 1498 and encodes 228 amino acids.